Solanum verrucosum is the source of this 387-nucleotide messenger RNA. RefSeq lists its product as uncharacterized. The transcript is spliced from 2 exons. Lineage: Eukaryota; Viridiplantae; Streptophyta; Magnoliopsida; Solanales; Solanaceae. The record is from RefSeq and is a predicted model, not a curated record. Bases 1 to 387 code for a protein of 128 amino acids.
AUGGGGAAUUUGGCCCAAUUAACCGAUAUGCGGACUUCUGUUGAUGAGUUGACUGUGAGAGUCACAGCUUGUGAGAGAAAACAGGGGGAGACCUCUGAGAUGACGGCCUUAAAAGCCGAAGUAGCAGAUCUGAGGAAGGACGUAGACUAUCUAAAGUCUAUGGACUUCAAUUCAUUAAUAGGGGCUGCUAAUGAUGAAGAUACCCUAGAGACUUCCAUGAUUCCUCCGGCUACCACCGAAGAUUUACAAGGGGAUGGCAUAGCAGAUGAGGAGUCGGAUGCAGAGACCGACAAGGAGCAGAUGGCAAUGCAUGAUGAUGAGAUGAUAGAGAGACGAGAGGAGAGCAUAUUUAGAGAUUUUCCAGAUCUGGUGGAGACGAUUGUCUAG